AUGCCUGCCCACCAGGAAUCUCUCAAGGCCACUCUUGAGAACAAGGGUGUAAAAUUCCAUAUCAAAACUGGCAACUCCAAGUGGCAGUGCACUGUUCUUGACCGCGCUACCCACGAGAGGCGCAAGUCCGAGCGUACUGACUCCACUGAUUCGGUCGCGUCUAACGCAACGACGUCGUCCAAUUCGAGCACCAAGUCCCAUUAA
Molecule: messenger RNA, 204 nt
Organism: Dichotomopilus funicola
Lineage: Eukaryota; Fungi; Ascomycota; Sordariomycetes; Sordariales; Chaetomiaceae
Exons: 2
Coding region: 1-204 (67 amino acids)
Source: RefSeq, a predicted model, not a curated record